AUGUUAAGAACAGCAUUAGGAGCAUCAAAACACAGUCGAGCAUUUAGAAGAGCCAUGGCCUUAGAACUUCGUCCCUUGCGCUCAUACUCAGUCGAGCAACCACCCCCACAACCAAUCACGGAAACAAAAUUCGCUGCUGUCAAAGACUACAUGAAAAAAGUACAAACAGAGGAUACCCAAGAAUCUGAAAAAGUUUUAAAGUUCUUUAGAAAGAUGGGAGCCAUUUCAAUCGUCGCUGUAUUGGCAUCUAUUGCAUAUGCUGCAUAUGAGCAAUCAUAUAAUGGUAAUUCACAAAUUGUUGAAGAACAACAGCUCAUCAAAUUGCCUGACUUGUCACAGGAUAUAAGAUACCAACAGAGAGGAGACGAGAAGUAG
Candida albicans SC5314 is the source of this 375-nucleotide messenger RNA. RefSeq lists its product as uncharacterized. The transcript has a single exon. The record is from RefSeq and is a predicted model, not a curated record. Bases 1 to 375 code for a protein of 124 amino acids. Lineage: Eukaryota; Fungi; Ascomycota; Pichiomycetes; Serinales; Debaryomycetaceae.